UUUCAGAGUGCAUCAAUUCUGACUGUAAGAGGUUUGGACUCAAGGGUGUAAGGGGUUGGGACGCUCUGGUGCAACCUUGCUGAAAUCAUGCUAGGUUGUAUGCCAAGUGGGUGGUCUUAGGAGAGCAAACUGAGGAGUCCCUGUGUGUUCUUUCUGAAGUUAGUCCCUCCAAACUGUUAUAGGCUAUCAGCUGUUGUCUGCUUUGUUCAAAUAACAGGGGAAAGGGCUUGUCCCUAUACUUGUUGGGGCUGUUUCCUACGCAAAUAUGGAUGGCUGCUCCCUUUCAUAAGGGAAAAGAAGGGUGACUGAGCAUUAUAUUCUAUGCAGCUAUAUGAAAGUCUUAGUCUACAAUGCCCAGCUGGCAAAGCACCUGCAAAUCCAGCACACCAGACCUUGUGAGGUGCACGUCUACCUCUUGAACGUUUGAGAUUUUUGGCUGCAGGCAGGGAGAUGGUUUGGCAGCCUACAAGGCAGUGGGGUGUAGGGGCUCUCUGGGCCCUUGCAACAUCAGCUCAACCUUCUCUGAAACAAGUCAAUACCCAGGAGUCGAGAGCCAGAACAAGACAUGCAUCUGACCUUGGAAGGUGCAGAGAGGACUGAUUACUGACACCUUGCCCCUAACUGGAUGAGGAAGUGAAAUUCCCUGGAUCAAUUGACCUCCUGGUUCUUCCUGGCCGACUUGCUGAAUGACGAGGCCGCCGAUGACUACGAGUACUACGACGAGUACACGCAGGCCGAGGAGGACCUCUUCCACCAGAUGCAGACCUUGGAGGACCCCGACUGGUUUGAGGAGUUCUUUGGCUACAGCGACACCCAGCAAGGUGCUCCGGGGUGGGCUGGGGGCUGACCCUUGCUCCUCUGAUCCCUGCAAGAAUAAUGGGCGGUGUGAGAAGAGAGGAAGCAGCUUCAGCUGCGUGUGCCCCAAGCCAUACACCGGGACUACCUGCGAGAAAGUGAAGGACAUGUGUCUGGAGAAGAGCUGCGUCAGAGGAGACUGCCUUGUUACGCUAACCCCACCUUACUCUCAGUGCAGCUGCAGUCAUCCCUACAAGUUACCGGACUGCCACCACGCAUCUUCACAAUGCAGGCCAAACCCAUGCAAGAAUGGAGGAACCUGCAUACGGCACAGAAUCAGAUCAAAGUUCACCUGCAAGUGCCCUGAGCCAUUCAGAGGGAGGUUCUGUGAGAUCGGAUUGGAUGACUGUUAUGAAGAAGACUCCCUUGGGUACAGAGGAAGAGUGAACCAAGCAGAGAAUGGCAAGACCUGCCUGCACUGGAAUUCCCAUUUGCUCCUGGACCUCCCUGUUAAUGCAUUUAUGGAGGAUGCCGACACUUAUGGCAUCGGUGAACAUAACUUCUGCAGGAAUCCUGAUGAGGAUCAAAAACCCUGGUGCUACAUCAGAAAAAAUAACGAAGUGGAGUGGGACUUCUGUGACAUUUCACCCUGCUCAGGAACAGCUCAGGAGAGCCAAUGGCCAACAGACAGCCUAGCAGACCCAAGCGGAACAAAUUCAAUAUUCAAAACAUGUGGACAACCAGAAGGUCAGAGGGCACUCAAGAGGAUCUAUGCUGGAGUUAAAACUACAGCUGGCAAACAUCCCUGGAUGGUGUCUCUGCAGAGAAAGACUUCAAGAAGCAGCACACAUUUCUGUGGUGGAGUGCUAAUUAAAUCGUGCUGGGUUCUUACUGCUGGACACUGCCUUACAGAGCCAGCAGAAAAUCUCCAAGUGGUUCUUGGAAAGCAAGACCUCAAGAAGAGGGAACAUCAAGAGCAAAUAUUUGAUGUGGAGAAGAUCAUCGUACACCACAAAUACAGAGAGAAGGGUGGUGUCCCACACAAUGAUAUUGCAUUACUCAAGUUGAAGCCAGUUGAUGGUCACUGUGCCGUGGAAACAAAGUAUGUGAAAACAGUGUGUCUGCCUAACUUCUACUUUCCCGUUGGGACUGACUGCUUCAUUUCAGGAUGGGGUGCAACAGAGACAGAUGAUAUAUCCCAUCAGCUGCUAGAUGCCAAUGUCAAGCUGAUUUCACAGAAGCAAUGCAAUGCACCCAGAGCAUAUGAUCAGCUACUGGAUGAAAGCAUGUUUUGUGCAGGAAAUCUUCAGAGACCCAGAGCUGAUUCUUGUCAGGGAGACUCUGGAGGCCCUCUAACUUGUGUAGAAAACGGCUCCUACUAUGUAUAUGGCCUUGUGAGCUGGGGUGAUCAGUGCGGGUUAAAAAACAAGCCAGGAGUUUAUACCCAGGUGACAACAUUUCUCAGUUGGAUUAAAUCCAAAAUUCGGUCAGAGUCAAGAUCACUUCAGUAGGAGACAGCUCUGGAAUGGCAAAAGAAUUUCUGAAGCAUCAGGAUUGACUGUGACCUGCUGAGAUCCUUCUGCCCCCAGUUGGUCCUGUAAUAAGAUCAAACAACUAAAUUGUGAGAACAGCCAAUAGACAGGAGAAAGCUUUAACUAUUAUUCUACAAAUAUAUUUACAAAUUAAAAAUUACCUCAACUAGAAACAACUGGACAAAAUCUGAAUUACUGCUCUGUACUGAGGACAUCUCUGCCGUGGAGAAAUGCAGAUACCUGACCCAUGCGUGUAAGUUAAAUGACACACAUAUCCAAGGACAGAAUGUGCUCAAGGCCUAAUUUCUAAAUUGAGCCUUAAAUAACGAGCAACCUAGCAAGUUCCAAGUGAAUUGCACACCUGUAGAUUUCCCUGGGACCAUCAGAUCAUUACCACACGUAGGGCUUAAGAAGAUACUGCCUGCAGUCACCACUGCCUGCAUUGCUCAACCAUAGUUAUAAUUUAUUUCCUGAGUAGCUUUUCAGAUGGGAAUGUAAGUCAUGGGUAUGUCCUGUUUCUUUUGUGUUGGGUUAUUGUUUGACUUGUUGCCAAGGUUAAAACUUAAAUGAAACAAGUAUUUAAAGUGCAGAGCUUCUCUUUUACUGUAACUUAAUGCUUCCUAACUGCAGGGGUUACAAGAUCUCUGUGUGGACUUUUGUUUUAUUAUGCUGGGAAAUUGCAGGCUGGGAGCCAUGCUGUGGAGGUGAGGGAGAAGGAAAACCUGGGGAAAAAACAAGUUUGUAAUUUCUUGCAGCUUGGGACGGACAGGGGUGGAGGAGGCUGGAGCAAAAAGCUUCCCACAGUAUGCUUUAUGUUCUUAGGAGUCUACACUGAGCUUGUCAAUACAGCUGUCAGUGGAGAUUACAGGGUAACAAGGAUGUGUCUUGCCGAAACUAGGAAAAGAGAAAGGGAGUUGCACAGGGAGUCCUUUCCAACUGAAAUUUUGCUCUCUGUGGAUAUAGCAGGACACUUUGAGAUCUGACAACAUCCAAAGUUAAGGGAAACGCAUCCUGUAGUGUAAGUAAAAUCCUGUCCUGGGGCAUUUCCUGAUCCCUAAAGGAAUUACUCAACCCUGACAUAGCUGAAUUCCCUUGAGAGGUUCCUUCAUACUGAGGUGUACACAAAGCUUGAUGAUGGAAGCAAUAUAUAUUCUGUUUAAAUAAUUGGGAGAACUGCACUGCCCAGGGAGCAUCCAAAAAGCAUUAAACAGGAUGUGUGCCUGCCUGCCUUCUACAGAGCAGAGCUCUUGCAAUUUGUGAGAAGAAUGAUUUACUUACAACUUGAGGUCCAUACUGAGCAGAAGCAGCUUGCAUUGCCAUGUCCCGAAGGUAUGCCAGCUCAGCAGCUCUUCUUGCCAUUUCGACUUUGUAAGAACCUGGGGGAGUCCAGCCGAUGCCUCUGAGCCAGUUCAAGUCAGACUUGUAUUUUACCUAAGAGAACGAAAUGUACACUAGUGUGUAUUCAAUUUGGUUGACGUUAAUCAAACCACAUGCCCUGGGUUUUCAAGAGAGAACAUAUAAAGAGCAACGGGGUCAAUAAUAAACAAAUUGUUUGUUCUCCACAAACAGACUGUAGUUCUUUUAAGGAUGAUUUUGUUGAUAGACAAGCUCUGUGAAGCACAUUGCCACAGACAGCUCCUAGCGCCUGACAGG
Molecule: messenger RNA, 3980 nt
Organism: Cygnus olor (mute swan)
Lineage: Eukaryota; Metazoa; Chordata; Aves; Anseriformes; Anatidae
Gene: HABP2
Product: hyaluronan binding protein 2
Exons: 14
Coding region: 687-2306 (539 amino acids)
Biological process (GO): proteolysis; blood coagulation
Molecular function (GO): serine-type endopeptidase activity; calcium ion binding
Source: RefSeq, a predicted model, not a curated record